Molecule: messenger RNA, 958 nt
Organism: Nicrophorus vespilloides
Lineage: Eukaryota; Metazoa; Arthropoda; Insecta; Coleoptera; Silphidae
Exons: 3
Coding region: 182-958 (258 amino acids)
Source: RefSeq, a predicted model, not a curated record
GCCGAUAGGAAUACAAGCCUCGACCCGCACCGGAAGUGGCCCGAAGGAUCGCGCGCGUAUUUUCCGCGAACGAAAACUCUUCGUCCAAAAAAUUUACAAAAAAAAAUCAAAAUAAAGUUACUGUAUAAAACAAGUGCUCGACGUUACUCAUUGCUUGGAUGUUUUUGCAAAAUAAUCAAGGAUGAUGUCAAAAUACACCCAAGCGAACGCACCUCCACCUCCCAACGAUAACGAAUACUACGAGAACGUAAGAAGCGGCAAUUAUGGUAACAGCGAAGACUUGCUCAUCGAAUAUGAUAGUCGACUAAGUGGACGAGAAAGCAAUGCAAAUUAUCAAUCACAGCAAGCGCCGCAGGAGUUUGAGAUGCACUGCAAAUGCGUAUAUCCCCAAAGGCAUAGGGGUAAAUACAGUAGCGAGCAAAAUAUAGUAGCCGCAAACCGCAACCUCGGAUCCAUGUCGAGGUUGGACAACGCCAGUCAGUUCAGCUUGGAUAGGAAGCCCAGAAAACAGCAGCACCAGCAGCAGCUACACCACACAUACACGUGUGAACAAAACCAAAAGAUCCUGCAGAGGUUGGAGAGGGAUGCUAGCGUUAAACGGAUGCGCUCCCCAGAGGUCGUCAACACACACAGGGGCACCACCAACCUCUUGUACGAUGGUUACGGACCAGAAAGUUGCGCAAUUACAUCCUACACUUACGACAAAGAUGUCGCCGUCAAAUGCGACGAUUACGGUUUCAGGAAGGGACAGGGCGUCAAGAGGACCUCUGAACGGAGUAAUGGGCAGGCAAAGAGGAGACCGGCAGGCGAUGGGAUGGAUUCCCAAAUGGAUGAUCCCGAAUUGAUCUUCGAAGUUUCAGAUCAGAUUAGGGACUGUCCGUGCGCCUGUGAUCAUGUCAUUUAUGGCCCCGGAUACACGACCUGUCUGCAGGUGAGUGACAUUUACAAGAUUAUAUAA